This is a messenger RNA of Anthonomus grandis grandis, 2098 nucleotides long. RefSeq lists its product as uncharacterized. Lineage: Eukaryota; Metazoa; Arthropoda; Insecta; Coleoptera; Curculionidae. Gene Ontology annotation, molecular function: nucleic acid binding. The record is from RefSeq and is a predicted model, not a curated record. The transcript has a single exon. The coding region runs from base 672 to 1415 and encodes 247 amino acids.
ACAGGGUGUCCGCUAAUUAAUGGUACAUGGAAAAACCACAGACUCCUGAUGUAAAAAUAUUACGAUUUAACUAUAAUUUACCUAUAUCCAAAAGUUGAUAUUAACUGAGAUACAGGGUGUUAAACUUAAAACUUUUUUUUUGUUUUUCCCCAAUAACUUUAACAAAAGUUAACUUUUUUUCACAAAAAUUUGUAGUUCGGGGUUUUUUAGGUCGAGAAAUUCAUUUUUUAACAAAUUGAGUGUACAAUGUAGGGGGCGCUGUCUGCGACAUCUUUUUCUCUUUCAUAAGGUCAUAACUUUUUUGUGCUUAACUGUAUUUGAGUUUUUAUUGAAAAUAAUACUUUUUUCAUAUUUUUUACGUAAAAAAGGUAUACUAAGUUGAAGUCGCUCAGAGUUACCUUUUUGGAGAUAUUUGUAUUUAAAUUAUUUAGUGCACCAUGCACUCGACCCCGGCUGAAUAAUUAAUAUAAUCGGGAAAUAAUUCGCUUUUUUAAAGUAAGCUAUGAGAAAGCAAAUGAAUUUAGAGACGCAGUUGUUAGGAAACCGCCAUGUUGUUGUUAUAUGUUGAUUAGUUUAAAGUUGUCAGAAAAUAUUUAAUUAGUGUUUUCUGUGAUUUUGCAUCCAGUUUACUGUUUUGUUGAAUUUUUAAAUGUUUCGUAAGUUGAGAAACAAUGCCGAGGCACAAUCUUUUUUCAAAUGCCGAAAUGAGGGAUAUGUUGUGUGUAUAUGCGCAGGCAAAUUUUAAUGGACGGGAAGCCUAUAGACGAUAUUCAGAACUCUAUCCAAAUCGAAGACAACCUGAUUUCAAAAAUCUUUACGAUCGAUUAGGAGAAACAGGUACAUUUCGUCCUAAACGGAAUUCCGCAGGGCGCCCGAAUGUUAUAACUCCAGAACAAGAAGAAGAAAUUCUUGUCCGCGUGGCUGAAAAUCCGGAAAUAAGUGCAAGACAUGCUGCUGCGGCAACUGGAGUAGGCAAGUCAUCCAUUUGUAAAAUAUUUCACGAAGAGGGUCUUUAUCCGUUUCAUUUCACUCCUGUGCAAAAUUUAUUAGAAAAUGAUUUUGCGCCCAGGAUAGAAUUUGCCCGUUUUUGCCGUGCCCAAAUAAAUGCCGACCCCAUGUUUCUGAAUAAGAUACUAUUUACGGAUGAAGCAACGUUUACACGUAGAGGCAUUUUCAAUUUUAGAAAUAAACACACAUGGGCAUUACAAAAUCCACAUUCAGUACACGAACGUCAUUUCCAACAUGAAUUCAAAAUUAAUGUAUGGUGUGGUAUAAUCGAUAAUCAUUUAUUGGGCCCUUUCGAACUACCGCCCAAUUUAAACGGGGAACUCUACCUUGAGUUCCUAGAAACACCUUUACCAGAUUUUCUCGAUGAUAUUCCGCUGGACAUAAGGCAACAUAUGUAUUUCAUAUAAGACGGAGCGCCAGCACACUUCUCUAGAGCUGUCAGAGAGUACCUGAACAACCGUUUUCCUAAUCGCUGGAUAGGUCGUGGGAGCCAGAGGCCAUGGCCGGCGCGAAGUCCCGAUUUUAACCCGCUGGAUUUUUGUGUAUGGGGCUAUAUGAAGUCGCUCGUUUACAAAGAAAUAGUGAAUUCUUAGUGAAGAAUUUUAUAUGCUGCAUAAAAGCUACGAAACGAACAAUUAUUUUUUUAAAUUAGGAGAUCUUUCAGCAAAAGAGCUGUUAAAUGUAUUGAAGUGAAUGGUAGACAUUUUGAACAGUUUUUGUCAAAAGCAGAUCUAUUUUUUUACUAAAUCUCGUCACAGUUUAAAAUGGAAAAGUUAUCAGUCGCAUAGUUAAGUUUGUUUUCGUUAAUGUUAUUUUCUUUCAAUAGAUUUUCUAGUGUCGUAGUUAUUUUAAAUAAAGUUAAUUAAAUGAUAAUCCAAUUUUUGUCUGCAUUUUUCUCAAUGACUUAUACUAAAACAUUAUUUAUGAUGUAAAAAAUGAUUGGUAAAGAGUAACAAGACAUUAUUGCUUGCUUGAGCUGCUGUAGUAAAUAAUUUGAAGGCAGAUAUCUCGAAAACGGCGACUCUGAGCGACCCGAAAGUAGUAUACCUUUUAAGUAAAAAAUAUGAAAAAAGUAUUAUUUUCAAUAAAA